GUCUGACCACCCAAACCCUUACCCUUUGCCUCUCUGAUCUCUCUCUCUCUCUCUUUCCCCGGUCCCCGCCCGUCUCUCUCUCUCUCUCUCUCUCUGUGUAAGUGAGCCCUGUCCUCUCUCCUUCUCUCUGCCCUCCGAAACCCUAGAUUUUCCGAUCGAUCUCUGCUCCGCGGCAUCUCGCAUUCGUCGGAUUCUCCUGCCCUCGGUACAACGCCGAGCACUCUCUCUCUCUCGCCCCUCCCCACAGCGAAUUCCACCAACUGUUCGAUGGCCGACGGCAAGUUCAACCUACCGGACGAUCUCCUGACCUCGCAGCCGUCCGAUCGCUCCAAACUGGAUGUUUCUGGGGGACAUUAUGAAGAAAAGGUGCAUAUGGGAUCACAUGAUGAUCCAAAAGAUCAACUGGCAUCUGAGAGCAGUAUCCCAUUAUCUCCCCAGUGGCUCUAUUCAAAACCUAGUGAGACAAAGCCAGAAAUUCGUGGCCCAUCUGUGGUGUCUCAUGGAAAUCCAGCUGAUCCAAACCAAAAGGAGAAUUGGCGUUUGGAUGGAGCUGAGGAUAAGAAGGAUUGGAGGAAGGUGGCUGCAGACAAUGAAAAUACUCGGCGCUGGCGUGAGGAAGAAAGAGAAACUGGAUUGCUUGGCACUAGGAGGGAUCGCAGGAAAUCAGAUCGCCGCGUUGACAGCACUUCUGUCAAAGAAAGCAAUGACACUAGAGCUUUGGCUACCUCGGAUAGGUGGCAUGAUGGUAGCACUCGCAACAGUGGGUUUGAAGCACGGAGAGACAGCAAGUGGUCAUCUAGAUGGGGACCUGAGGUAAAGGAGAAAGAAGCUCGAGCUGAAAAGAAGGCAGAUGUAGAGAAGGAAGAUGGACAGAGUGAAAAUCAAUCAGUUUUAGGUGGCAAUCGUGCAGCUCCAGAGCGCGAAGCAGCAGAGUCACGCGACAAGUGGAGGCCUCGCCACAGAAUGGAGGUUCAUUCCAGCAGUUCAACUCCUUACCGUGCUGCUCCUGGAUUUGGUCUUGAAAGGGGACGAGCGGAGGGUUCAACUGUGGGAUUUACUGUUGGACGAGGACGUGGAAAUGCAACUGGUAGAUCUUCAGGCCCAAUUGGGUUGGCUGUUACUGAAAAGUUUGGAAGUGCCCCUGGAAAACCUAUUGCUAUGAAUGGUUCUUUUUGCUACCCAAGGGCCAAGCUUCUUGACAUUUAUCGUCUGCAAAAACUUAACCCGGCUUUUGCUUCGAUGCCUGAUAAUAUGGAGGAAGUAUCCCCAAUAACUCAAGUAGGAAUUAUGGAACCACUGGCUUUUGUGCCCCCAGAUGCUGAGGAGGAGGCCAUCCUCAGUGAAAUAUGGAGAGGGAAGAUCACAGGCAGUGGAGCUGUAUAUAACUCUUCUAGAAAGGGGAAAUCAACUGAAAAUAUUGCAGGUCUCAGCGAUGUUGAACUUGCUGAAGGGAAACAGGGCAUCCUUCCCUUGGUUCAGCCAGAAUCCCAAGAAAAUUCUCACAGUGAUGCAUAUCAAACUGAGUGUGAUGUGUCCUCUUGGGACUGUGGUGCUCAGAUGAAUGUUCCUGGUGGCAAGGGUCCCAAUUCAAAAGGCCAAGAAAAAGAUACUUCUGGGAUCAUUAGUUUGGACUCUAGGGUCUCAAAUAUUGGUGAUGCUCAAGUCAUGAGAGAGGGUGAUGGCCCUAACUCUUCUGUGCCGAGUGUUGCUGAUAAGAGAACCAUGGCAGGUUCUGCUGCUGCUUUGGAGAUUCAAUCCAAGCUUCCUGAUGAUUCGAGUUCUUUACUGGCUAUGAGCUCUGCAUCUCAAAAUUUGAGUGGCAAUGCAGAAAGAAAAGACUUAGAGAGGAGUAUCCCAGCUGAGGAGCUGAGUUUGUUCUACCUGGAUCCUCAAGGGGAGAUACAGGGGCCUUUUCUUGGUCUUGACAUCAUUUCGUGGUUUGAACAGGGCUUUUUCGGGACUGAUUUACCUGUACGCCUGGCAGAUGCUCCUGAAGGAAUGCCUUUUCAAGAACUUGAUCUUAUAAUGCCCCAUUUGAAAGGCAUAGAUGGCUUUGGUCAACUAGAAGAAUCCAGUGCUUUGGGAGGAACGGUGGAGACUGGUUUGUCUUCUUCUGCUCCUAAUACAAUAAUUGACGAUAUAUCCAUGGUGAAUGGUGUGAGCAGGCCGCCAUCGGAGCUUAGCAGUCUCUCGGCUCAACAUGUUCUAUCUAGAAUAUCUGACCCUGGCGUUCCUCAACAGUUACCUCAUCUGGAAGCUGGCUUUCAUGAUUUUCCUGCACAAGAUGAAGAAAUAGUGUUCCCUGGCCGGCCUGGAAGUAGUGGGCAUCCUAUUGGUAAAUCUGCGGGGGGCAUCAGUGAAGCACCUAUGAUUUCCAUGAGUCACUCUUUUCAAAGCGCGGCAGAGCCCAACAUGCAAAGUCAGAAUGAUAAUAAGUUGCAUCCUUUUGGUUUGUUGUGGUCUGAGCUUGAAGGCACCCACACAAGACAAACCCCAGCAUCCAAAUUACCUCCCUCUGCUGGUGGGCCUGCUGCAUUUGGUGGAGUUGCAGAUCCAGCUCUUCUUUCAGAGACAUGGUCUGAUUCUUUUAGGAGGAAUGCAACCUCUGACCAACCCAACCUCUAUCAGGAUGCUGUGGCUUCUCGUCAUUUUGCCCGCAUGGAACAAGAACCUAACCAUUUUGACUUAUCAGAGCAGCUUCUGUCAAGGCAGCUGCAGCAGCACCAUCUGCAACAGCAGCAGCAGCAGCAGCAGCAGAAUCUUUUGUCUUUACGUGCACAAUUGGGUCAUCCCAGUCUGGAACAUAUACAGAAUGAAAAUCUUGCACUCCAGCAGCAGCUAGCCAAUCAUCCCGCGUCAGAGCUGGAACGCAUCAUGACGCUUCAGCUACAGCAGCAGCAACAGCAGCAGCAGCAGCAGCAGCAGCGGCAGCGGCAGCAUCAGCUGCAGCAACGUCAGUUACAACAGCAGCAGCACUUUCACCAGCAGCAGAAGCUUCUGCAGGAGCAACAGCAGAAGCUUCUGCAGGAGCAGCAGCAGAAGCUUCUGCAGGAGCAGCAGCAGAAGCUUCUGCAGGAGCAGCAGCACUCCCAAGUUCAGCAGGUCCUUCUGGAGAGAAUGCUGCAAAAUCGAAUGCACGAUCCUGCUCUUGUACAGUCACAUGAUCCUAUCAGAGCAAAUAGUGUCCUGGACCAGGUUUUGUUGGAGCAACAGCUUCUGCAUGAACUACAGCAACAUUCUCAUCAUCCUUCAAGGAACAUUGAUCCAUCUAUUGAGCAGCUGAUCCAAGCGAAAUUUGGUCGUGUACCACAACAUGAGCUUCAAAGAGAACUGCUUCUUUCUCGUGCUCAGCAAGGACCUAUACAGUCCUUGGAGCAUCAGCUACUUAAAGAGCAGCUUCAAGCAAGACAAUUUUCAGCGGGUUUAGGUCUGCAAAACAAUUUGGAAGAGGAAAGGCGAAUGGGUUCCAUUUGGCCAGGAGAUGAAGCUGCCCAGUUCCUCAGGGGACAUGGUGCUCAUCAAGCUCAUGCUUCGGGGCUUAGCCCUCUAGAUGUUUUUCAGAGGCAAUCAGGGCCAUCCCGUGAAGACCAGAUGAGCUACUUCGAGCGGAACCAAUCCGUGCAGGAGCGUCUUAGACAGGGACUUUAUGAGCCUGGUCAGCUGCCAUUUGAGCGCUCAAUGUCAUUACCUGCAGCUAAUCCAGGGGUGAAUCUUGACAUGGCAAAUGCUAUGGCUCGGUUUCAUGGCAUGGAUAUGCAGGAUUCAAGCUUGAGAACGAAUUCUGUCGGUCAACCGGGAGCUUUUCCGACAGAGUUGCAUGCUCAUAACCCUCACCACCCUUCGCUGCAGAACCAAUAUCAUGUUUCGCGUCCUGAAGCAAUGGAGGGUUACUGGCCAGACAACAACCACCCAUUACAGAAUGACUGGCUCGAAUCUCGAAUUCAACAGCUGCAUAUAAAUGCUGAGCGGCAGAAAAGAGAAGCAGAGGUCAAAAUGGUCUCGGAGGAUCAAAGUUCGUGGAUGUCUGACUCACAAAAUGAUGACAAGUCAAAGCGCUUGUUGAUGGAGUUACUGAAUCAGAAAUCAGGGCAUCGAUUAGAUGCCAAUGAUGAGGCAGAGAGGAGACCACCUUCUGGAUUAUACAGCGGUUUAAGCUCUUCAGAUCGUACAUCCAGUCUCAUUCUGGAUAGAGAAUCUGGUAUGAAUAACACAUUUGCAGUGGGUUCCUAUGGAUCCAGCUCAUCGGAACCACCACAUUACUUUGGUGAUGAACGCGCCGGAGGCUUGGAAAGCAGGGAUAAAUUGCCAUUUGGGUCGGACUCAGGGGCAUUGAUUGGCGGAGAGCAGUUCUUAUCGGGUGUUCAUGAUUCUGCUCAUGGAAUUUAUGGAAAUCCUAGUGUGGCUGGUAAACGGCCUCUAAACAAAGACCUAUCAAAAAGUGAAAGGAAAGGUUCGCUAUUUGAGAUUCAAGAUAGCAGUGCUAAGCAAGCAGGUUUGGCUGCUGCCGUCGAACAUAGUGAAUUAGCUGCUAAUGUCUUCAGCAGGCAUAGUUCACUAGGUGAGGAUGUGGGAUUCUAUGAUGAUGCUAUUGCAUCACGAAAUGCAUUUGCUGAGCCGUUUGCAAAGGAACAAGUGCCGGUUAUCUUAUCAAAAGGUCAAGACAAUAAUAUACUGCUCAGAGCUCCAUCCGUUCCACACACUUCCUCAUCUCGUGAAGGAUUGUCCGAGCUGGUUUCUGAUCCAGCCGUGAGGCGGAAGAGUUCUUUCAGUGGCAUUCCUGAAGGAGUGAGACCUGAUCAAGGAGGGAACCCAUCACAGGCUUCUUCCGAGGAAGCAACUGCUGGGAAGAAAGAGGUGCGUUUCAGGCGGACGGCAUCCUGCAACGAUGCUGAUGUUUCAGAGACAUCCUUCAUUGACAUGCUCAAGAGCACAAAGAAGACCAUCCCAGUGGAUCCCACCAUUCAUUCUGCUGCGGGAGGAGCAGUUGAGCCCUCAGAUGGGACCCAGACGGGACGCAGUGGGAAGAAGAAAGGGAAGAAAGGAAGGCAGAUUGACCCGGCCCUCCUCGGGUUCAAAGUAACGAGCAAUCGGAUCAUGAUGGGUGAGAUUCAAGGUAUAGACGACUAGUUGUAGGAUGUAAAAUCUUUGUACAGAAAUUAGGGAGAUGUAUAUGUCCUGCAUAGAACCUUCUCUCUCGUGUACAGUGUUCCCGAGAAAUCAGAGUACACAAUUCUUCGCACAGUCGUUGAAAGAGGCUUCGUAGAAAUUAGUAGCGUGAAGCAGAGUUUUUUGUAGUUUAGCCCAUAGUUUUAUCCAGAAAAAAUAGAUGAAUAAGGGGUUCCUUUUGUUCACUCAGCUGUUGCUGGAAAUCCUUGACGUGAUCUCAAUGAUUGUAUUCUCUACAUACGGCAGCGGUUUUUAUUCUGAUCAUCGGAGCAAUCACAGAAUAAUGAUUUUAAAGCAA
Messenger RNA from Punica granatum (pomegranate), 5464 nucleotides. The record is from RefSeq and is a predicted model, not a curated record. NCBI's taxonomy places the organism in Eukaryota, Viridiplantae, Streptophyta, Magnoliopsida, Myrtales, Lythraceae.